Ostrinia nubilalis (European corn borer) is the source of this 1882-nucleotide messenger RNA. It is a transcript of the gene Start1, whose product is annotated as steroidogenic acute regulatory protein-like. Lineage: Eukaryota; Metazoa; Arthropoda; Insecta; Lepidoptera; Crambidae. Gene Ontology annotation, cellular component: late endosome membrane; lysosomal membrane; endoplasmic reticulum membrane. Gene Ontology annotation, molecular function: lipid binding. The transcript has 12 exons. The record is from RefSeq and is a predicted model, not a curated record. Bases 214 to 1647 code for a protein of 477 amino acids.
CAAAGUGGAUUUCCCUGUGAUUUGUUGUGCAGUAAUUUUUGUUAUCAUUUCUACGAAUUGCAUUGUUUGGAAACAAUUUCUAAUCUUUUUACGAAUAAGACGUGGUGUUUGUUUCAUACUUCGAUCCUAGAACCAGUUGUUGUGUGUCCGGAACUGAUGUAAAGUGCACAGUGGCGAUUGUUGAACAUUGUUCGCGAUAAAACGAGGAGCAUAAUGGCAGAUCGCCACCACAUUCGGGUGGCCGCCGAGUCGCUGCUCAGUAGUGUCACGAAUCCACAUCAGCUGUCCUACUCGCAGUCGCAGUCGCACUCUGUGAACCUGGUCUCCGAAGACCUGGUGGCUGGCCACCGGCCCCACGGUAAGAUGUCCACCGUCCGAAGGUUCUUCUGCCUCUUCGUGACCUUCGACCUGCUGUUCACCAGUUUGAUGUGGCUGAUUUGUGUUAUGAUGCGCGGCGAGACAUUACAACAGAUAUUCGACAGAGAAAUAAUACAUUACAACAUGAAAACGUCCCUUUUUGACAUAGUACUGGUAGCCAUCAGUCGGUUCACACUACUACUUCUGUUCUACGCUCUUCUGUACAUCAACAACUGGAGUGUUAUAGCAAUCUCUACAGGAGGGACUUGUCUCUUCUUGAUAGCGAAAGUUUAUGUUUUCGAUUGGCCGGACUCAUCCCAGCCGGUGUACCAAGUAUUCCUAAUACUCACUUCUUUCACCCUUUCGUGGGGUGAGACGUGGUUUUUGGACUUCAGAGUGCUACCGCAAGAGUUGCAGGCCAAACAGAUUUUGGACUCUAUUGCCCACCAAGGGCCCUCAGAACGCACCCCCCUCUUACCCCCUCGGCCCGCCGGCUCCGCGUACGGGGAGUCCACCGUGAACUGGUUCUCGCCCGUCGACACGCCCGAGGGGAGUCCGCGCCCGCGCCGCGCCGGCGAGCCGGUCAUACUCACGCAGGAACAGAUAGACGAGUACAAAACGCAAGCUGAAGAGAGCAUGCAGAACGCCUGGCGAGUGAUCCAGCUGCCCAACUGGACGCUGGAAAAGCGAGGAGCCAACGGGGACCUGGUGGAGUCCAAGAGAACCGACCAGCUCGGGAAGGUCUAUAGGUUUACGGGUAUCGUGGAGUGCCCACCAAAGUUCCUGUUCGAAGAGUUCAGAGACAACCUCACGAAGCUUCCGGAAUGGAACCCCACCAUUUUGAAGAGCGAGCUCAUCAAGGAAAUCGCACCAGGUAUCGACCUCUCGUACCAAGUGACCGCGGGCGGCGGUCGCGGUAUUAUCGCUCCGCGCGACUUUGUCAUACUGCGACGAGCGGCCAUGCUGUCGCGCGACGGUCGCGUGGUAACGGAGGAGCCCCACAGUUACAUCAGCAGUGGGAUUAGUGUGCAAGUGCCUGGGUACCCGCCGCAUAGGGAUAUGGUCAGAGGCCACAACAAGGUGGGCUGCUGGUACAUGAAGCCGGUGAACGGGAGGUCGUCCGGCGGCCGUAUAGAACAGUUCACAAGCUUCCAAUGGCUCAUGUGCUGCGAUCUUAAAGGAAAAAUACCUCAAUUCGUCCUUGACGCAGCGUUCGCUUCAGUUAUGCUAGACUACAUAGUCCACGUCAGAAAAUUCGCAGCUGAAUCCAAAGCAGCCGGAAAAUUCUAGUCCAAAGACGUUUCAGUUGUGUGACAGACGCUACGUUUCAGCGACGUUUCACACGUGAGAAACUGAAAUAGUGAUGUGGAAUGAACGUUUCACACGUGAGAAACUGAAAUAGUGAUGUGGAAUGAAUGUUUCACACGUGAGAAAGUGUGGUGGAAUGUGAUACUUCAUUAGUGUAAUUUUGUGACAGUUUCGUGUGUGUGAAAUGUGAAUAAUAGUUUCAGUUGUGAUUUAAGUU